GUGUGCUGUAAAGCGAGCUAUACCCUGUUUCGCAGCUUCUGCUUCUUUUGAUACCCCGUAACUUGUUGAGUAGACGGCGGAGUUGCCGUGGCUUUCUUGCUAUCGAUAACUAAACAUUCCAUUAUUGCCUGAUCGCCGGCCGUAUUCACAAUGACAUCUCCAAGCACCAUUAAGCAGAAAUUCAUAGCAAAGGGACACCAGCUCGGCGUCGUGGCCGUUGGUUUCUCGGAUGGCCAGCCCAACCAAGGCGUCGAUCCCUCCGGCCUCAUCGAAGCCGGACUUCUUGACCAGCUCCGCGAUGAUCUAGAAUACGACAUUCGCCAUGACGGCCAGGUACACACAUACGCCGAAUUCGUGCCUGAACACGAUCCGAACCACCGGGGCAUGAAAAAGCCUCGAACCGUGAGUGCCGCCACCCAACAGCUAAGCAGGCAGGUCUACGAGCACGCACGCGAGGGCAGACUAGUGCUUACCCUCGGCGGAGACCACUCCAUCGCCAUCGGUACCAUCUCUGGAACCGCGAAGGCGAUCCGGGAACGGUUGGGACGCGAGAUGGCUGUGAUCUGGGUGGAUGCACAUGCGGAUAUUAACAGGCCAGAGGACAGCGACAGUGGGAACAUCCACGGCAUGCCUCUUGCGUUUUUGACCGGAUUGGCAAAGGAUGACAACGAAGAUAUGUUUGGCUGGUUGCAGCCGGAUAAUCUGAUCAGCCCUAGGAAAUUGGUAUAUAUCGGACUAAGAGAUGUGGAUCGCGCAGAGAAGAGACUGCUGAGGGAGCAUGGUAUCAAGGCCUUUAGCAUGCAUGACAUCGACAAGUAUGGUAUUGGCCGUGUGGUGGAGAUGGCCCUUGCGCAUAUUGGUCAAGAUACGCCCAUCCAUCUCUCCUUUGACGUGGAUGCUCUUGACCCACAGUGGGCUCCCAGCACCGGAACUCCCGUCCGAGGAGGUUUGACGCUCCGUGAAGGUGACUUUAUUGCCGAAUCCAUCCACGAAACCGGCAGUCUAGUGGCGAUGGACUUGGUAGAGGUCAACCCAACCCUCGAGACAUUGGGAGCGAGCGAGACAAUCCGUGCUGGAUGCUCGUUGGUUCGAAGUGCACUGGGAGACACCCUUCUGUAGACUACCAGCUUCCGUCUCUUGCCGUUGUGGAGGUCCAUGCACGCCUUCUCGGUGGCCGUAUUGCUACAUUCUGUAAAUUAUGGCGGCAGUUUUGAUUUGGUUUCAGGAAUUUGCUGCUGUCAUCAAAUCAACAUUUGUAUGCAGCUAAAACUAAACAUAG
Coccidioides posadasii C735 delta SOWgp is the source of this 1279-nucleotide messenger RNA. It is a transcript of the gene CAR1, whose product is annotated as Arginase, catabolizes arginine to ornithine and urea. Lineage: Eukaryota; Fungi; Ascomycota; Eurotiomycetes; Onygenales; Onygenaceae. Gene Ontology annotation, molecular function: manganese ion binding; arginase activity. The record is from RefSeq and is a predicted model, not a curated record. Gene Ontology annotation, cellular component: nucleus; cytosol; cytoplasm.